Molecule: messenger RNA, 3519 nt
Organism: Acanthosepion pharaonis
Lineage: Eukaryota; Metazoa; Mollusca; Cephalopoda; Sepiida; Sepiidae
Source: the annotation of a GenBank genome assembly
AUGUUACUUCUUACUCUCAUAAUUCUUCUUUAUAUUCUCAUUUUAUCUUCUACAUGUUUUUACUUCUGCAAUAUUUUUUUCCUUGAAUUUCCUUCUAACAUUUCUUCUUUUCCUCCUCUUUUUCUUCCUCUUCUUUUUUUAAUGUUUCCAAUUUUCACAUUCUUUCUUCUUCUUAUAUCUCUUCUUUACAUUCUCUUUACUUCUUUUUUCUUCCAUAUUUUUCUUUACCUACACUUUUUUCUCUCACUUUCUUUCUUUAUUAUUCUACAUAUUUGUACCUUUCUUUUCUUUUCUUUGUAUCUUUGUUUCAUUCUUUCUUUAUUAUUCCCCUUUUUCUACCUUUGCCUCUUUUCUUUCUUUCUUUCUUUCUUUCUUUCUUUCUUUUUCUUUUUCUACGUUUCUUUUCUGUUUCUUUUUAUUAUUCCCCGUUUUCUACCUUUGUCUCUUUUCCUUUGGUUUCUUUCUUUCUUUCUUCUUUAUUAUUUUCAUUCUUUCUUUCUUUCUUUUUUCUUUCUUUCUUUCUUUCUUUCUUUCUUUCUUUCUUCCUCUUCCUUGCUUUAUUUCCCUUUCUUUCGUUUUUCGUUAUUCCUUUGCUUUUCAACUUAUUUUUUCUUUCUUUACUUUCUUUAUUUUUUUCUCUAUAUAAUUUCCGUUUCUUUUUCACUUUUUUCUUUCAAUUUUCGUCUUCCUAUAUUUUUCGUCAUCAUUUCUUUCUUUCUUUCUUCAUUAUUCCUCUUUAUCUACGUUUUUUUCUUUUUCUUUCUUUUUAUCAUUCCUUUUUUUCUACCUUUGUCUCUUUUCUUUUGUUUUCUUUCUUUCUUCUUUAUAAAACUCUUUUUUCUUUCUUUUCUUUUUUUUAUCGUUCUUUCUUUAUUAUUGCCCUUUUUCUACCUUUCUUUUAUUUUCUUUCUUUCUUUCUUUCUUUCUUUCUUUCUUUCUCUACCUUGCUUCAUUUCCCUUUCUUUCUUUUCUCGUUCUUUCUUUGCUUUUCUUCCUUUACUUUCUUUAUUUCUUUCUCUAUAUAAUUUCCGUUUCUUUUUCACUUUUUUCUUUCAAUUUUCGUCUUCUAAUAUUUUUCGUCAUCAUUUCUUUCUUUCUUUCUUUCUUCAUUAUUCCUCUUUUUCUACGUUUCUUUUCUUUUCCUUUCUUUUUAUCAUUCCCCUUUUUCUACCUUUGUCUCUUUUCUUUUGUUUUCUUUCUUUCUUCUUUAUUAUACUCUUUUUUCUUUCUUUUCUUUUUUUUAUCGUUCUUUCUUUAUUAUUGCCCUUUUUCUACCUUUCUUUUAUUUUCUCUCUUUCUUUCUUUCUUUCUUUCUUUCUUUCUUUCUUUACCUUGCUUCAUUUCCCUUUCUUUCUUUUCUCCACUGAUAAGCGUAUCUAUCUAUCUAUCUAUCUAUCUAAUCCGGUCUAUUCAUAUCUAUCUAUCUAUCUAUCUAUCUAUCUAUCUAUCUAUCUAUCUAUCUAUCACAACCUGUUUAUUUUAUUUCUAUCUAUCUAUCUAUCUAUCUAUCUAUCUAUCUAUCUAUCUAUCUAUCUAUCUAUCACAGCCUGUUUAUUUUCUAUUUCUAUCUAUCUAUCUAUCUAUCUAUCUAUCUAUCUAUCUAUCUAUCUAUCACAGCCUGUUCAUAUUCUAUCUAUCUAUUCAUCUAUCUAUCUAUCUAUCUAUCUAUCUAUCUAUCUAUCUAUCACAACCUGUUUAUUUUAUUUCUAUCUAUCUAUCUAUCUAUCUAUCUAUCUAUCUAUCUAUCUAUCUAUCUAUCUAUCUAUCUAUCACAGCCUGUUCAUUUUCUAUCUAUCAUUCAUCUAUCUAUCAUCAUCCUAUCUAUCUAUCUAUUUUCACAGCCUUUCUAUCUAUCUAUCUAUCUAUCUAUCUAUCUAUCUAUCUAUCUAUCAUCACAGCUGUUCAUUUUAUUUCUAUCUCUAUCUAUCUAUCUAUCUAUCUUCUAUCUAUCUAUCUAUCUUCAUUUUCUUAUCUAUCUAUCUAUCUAUCUAUCUAUCUAUCUAUCUCUAUCUAUCACAGCCUGUUCUUUUUAUUUCUAUCUUUUAUUUCUAUCUAUCUAUCUAUCUAUCUAUCUAUCUAUCUAUAAUAUUUAUUGCUUAUCUAUCUAAACAGCCUUUUUUUUAUCUCUUUUUUUUUAUAUCCAUCCAUAUAGAGGAUGCAAUUGAUAAAUUGUCUGGGGAAGUGAUAAGUUCCAAGCAAGUUCAAUGUGGUGUUUCGGUGACAGCUCACGCAUUUUUUGUUGUUGUUGAAGAAGCAAUUGCUGCCAUAGUUCUUGGAGUUAAAGAAGCACUUGGUGCCAGAGUUGUUGUGGUAGUUCAAGAAGCACGUGGUAAAAUAUUUGUUGUUGUUGUUGAAGAAGCACGUGGUGCCAUAAUUAUUGUUGGUAAAGAAGCAUGGGGUGCCAUAGUUGUUGUUAAAGAACCACGUGGUGCCAUAGUUGUAGUUGUUGAAGAAGCACUUGCUGCCAUAGUUGUUGUUGGUGAAGAGGCAGGUGGUGCCAUAGUUGUUGUUGUUGAAGGAGCGCGUGGAGCUAUAGUAGUUGUUGAAGAAGCACGUGGUGCCAUAGCUGUUGUUGAAGAAGGACUUGGUGCCAUAGUUGUUGUUAAAGAAACACAUGGUGCCAUAGUUGUUCAAGAAGCACUUGGUGCCAUUGAUUUUGUUGAAGAAGCACGUGGUGCCAUAGUUGUUGUUGAAGAAGCACGUGGUGCCAUAGUUGUUGUUGAAGAAGCACUUGGUGACAUAAUUGUGGUUGAAGAAGCACUUGGUGACAUAAUUGUUGUCGAAGAAGCACGUGGUGCCAUAGAUGUUGCUGAAGAAGAACUCGGUGCCAUAGUUUUUGAUGAAGAAUCACGUGGUGCCAUAGUUGUUGUUGUUGAAGAAGCACGUGGUGCCAAAGUUGUUGUUGAAGCACAUGGUGCCAUAGUUGUUCAUGUUGAAGAAGCACUUGCUGCCAUAGUUGUUGUUGUUGAAGAAGGACUUGGUGCCAUAGUUGUUGUUAAAGAACUACGUGGUGCGAUGGUUGCUGUUGCUGUAGAAGCACUCGAUGUUGUUGAAGAAGCACUUGGUGCCGUAGUUGAUGUUGAAGAAGCAGGUGUUGCCAUAGUUGUUGUUGUUGAAGAAGCAAUUGAAGCCAGAGUUGUUGAAGAAGCCCUUGGUACCAUAGUUGUUGUCGUUGAAGGAGCACUUGGUACCAUAGUUCGCGAAGAAAUCGAACCCUUUCUGGAAGUUUUAGAUUUGACGCUUUUUUCUGGUUUAAUUUUCUUUCUUUUUUUUAAUCUUUCUUCUUCUUCUUCUUCUUCUUCUUCUUCUUCUUCUUCUUCUUCUUCUUCUUCUUCUUCAGUAAUCCUCCUUUCAUCUUCUUUUAUACAACACAAACUACGUUAUAUUUUUCUUCAGACAUUUAUUCAUUUUCUAACGUCUUUUUAUUUAUAUCGUUCUAUUUCUUUUCUAAAAAGCAUGAAUUAUCUCCCCUUGUUCUUCACUUCUUUCAAUAGACAACUGCAGGCUUUGCUCCAAUAA